Messenger RNA from Alternaria atra, 5172 nucleotides. RefSeq lists its product as uncharacterized. Bases 1 to 5172 code for a protein of 1723 amino acids. The transcript has 5 exons. NCBI's taxonomy places the organism in Eukaryota, Fungi, Ascomycota, Dothideomycetes, Pleosporales, Pleosporaceae. Gene Ontology annotation, cellular component: nucleus. Gene Ontology annotation, biological process: telomere maintenance. The record is from RefSeq and is a predicted model, not a curated record.
AUGGUGUCUAAAUUCGAAGCCCUCACUGUUCGCCCUCCAACUCCACCCAAAGACCAAGAAGACACAGGCGCCGACGAGACGCAGCAAUUCCUCGAAGACCCCUUCGGCGAGAAGCCUAUCCCACCCAGACUCAAAGCAGCAAAGAAGCCGCCUAAUACUCCAGAGCAAUCGCCCUCCUCCGACAUCGACAUACCCUCAAGUUCAGCUAGCGCAAGGAAGAGAGUCAACUUCGAACUACAACUAUGCAACAUACCCAGCAAGAAGGCCAUUGCACAGUCCUGGACACCUACGCGCAGCUCGCCGCUUAGACCGCUCCCACAGACGCGCCUCACCAAGCCGCUCAAGUCGAUUCUGAAGCCUUCAGACGGCACGCCGACACCUCCACCCGCUGACAACGCUGCGACUGCACACAAAUUCAAGUCUUUCGCCGAGAUGCUGGAAGCGAUCGUCAUGUUGCUCGCUUCUUCGGACCGCGGUUCGCGGCUGGAUGCAUACCAAUCCUUGCUGAGGACCCUGCAGGCAUACGAUAAGACUCCAGAUGAUCAGGCGCUGAAGCAGAAGUUGUCCCUGUUGACCCAGUUUAUACGGCGGGAUAUGCAGGCACCAGGACUGGCUGGUACAGGACUGGAUUCACAACUCGUCGGACAAACGAUGAAGCUACUCAUGACUCUCUUCCGUAUCACCGACCUAAUGUCCACCAUGGAUGAGGACUUCUGCUCUUUCGUCAUAGAACGCAUUAUCCGCGUAUCCAGCGAUAGCACUAUGCCCAAGACUACCGUCAACACACAUCUGGCUGUGCUAAUGCAACAAAACUUCCGACCCAAGACCAUAACCGCGACCCGUGUUGAGAAGGUCCUUGAUGCACUAGACACCAUUCAUGAGCGAACCUCCGGUCAUGCUGUACAGGCGUACAGGGUCCGGAUAUACAGAAAGCUGCUCCAACAACGCCCGGACGUCAUGAUUAGGCAUACUGAACGAUGGUUCACACAUACUCUCAAAGCUCUGGUAUCAGUCCAGAAGGAUAUCAGUCAGAGUGCGCUAGACACCGCAGUGACGGCUGCCAAAACCAUCGGCCAUGACCGGCAUGUCGCAAAAUCUGUCUUAGCUGUUCUGAACCGGACCAAGAGCGAUGGUGCGACUAUUGCCAGCGUUUUCACAAUCGAGCUGAAUCGUAUGUUGGGCGGUGAUUAUGCUGCCUUGGUGCCACAGAUCUGGGCUGCUGUUACAGGCUUACUGAAAGACUCGCUUUACCAAGAGAUGUUCACUGGCUUAGGGGAUUGGCUCACGCUUCUCCAGAAUUGCAUUGCUUCUGAGAAAGACCAAGUCAGAUUGUACUCCAAUGUUGCUGUUUCCUUCCUUGCGUAUUCCGUCAAUCUGGCUCCAUCCACCACUGCAGCUUGGUCGAAAAUGUUUCGCAAAAUCUCAAUACAUGCACUACAAGGAAAACCACCCGUGAAGAAGAACGAACGAGAUGCCGUUUCCUCCGCAUAUUUCACGUUGCUGUAUUACGCUUUGAGGCCAACUUCAUCAUUUGAGCAACUCGACCGAUACUGGAUUGAGUUCGUAGCUGAUCUCUGGGGUCCGAUGAUCCUACCCGGCUCUUACCAGCAGGCCGUACCCGCUUGUCGAAUCGUGUCUGCUCUCUUAGAUGGCUCUCGAAAACCGUGGAACGAGUAUCGAGCGCUAGAUCUUCGGCCAAAUGUCAUGAUCCAGCGUAGCGAGCUACCUCUAGUUGAUCCCAAGUGGGUGCGGAAGUCGAUUGCUCUGGUACUGCAGUUUGUAGAGACUCUCCUAGACGCCACACUCUCGUCUGAGAGUAGGGAACCGGAGGACGAACCGGUUCAGACAAUGUGGCUAGCAGUUAUUGGCGCCUUGGUUGAAGCAAGCAGCAAGGAAAUCAUGGCAUCAACGGAAACGAAAGACGCGAUGGCGCACAUAAUCAACUUGUUGCGCCGAAUUUGGGACAAGCAUACAGAAGAAAUUGCGACAUCACAGAAGACCGAGGAUAUUUGGGCAGACAAGUUUUGCUUCCUAAUAGAAACAGUCGUACAAAAGCUGGGCGCCUUUCAGUUUGCGGAUAAAUGCCUCACACGCAACGAGAACAACGAGUUCGAGGUCGCAUCGACACCAUCACAUCGGUCACGGCAUCACGGUACACGAUCAUCACCACUCCUCUACCUUGUUGAUCUUCUAGUCACCCAAUCAGAAGGAAAAUUAGCAGAUCCGGUUCGACUUCGCGCGAUGGAAGUAAUCAUCGAGCCCUGUUUCGCUGCCCAAAACACCCGGCUGAGCAAAUUGGAGCUUCUUCGGGAUUGCGCUGCAGCCGUGGAUGGUUCGCUAAAGGGUGCAGUGGCAUCAGAGUUCUGGGCGCGGAUCGCGGCAUUGCUCAAUGUCUUGUUAGAAGAUCAAACAGCCCUUUCAGGCGAGCGCAAUGGUCGUUCGUUGGGCAAAGAAUAUGACAUUGUAGUGGAAAUCCUCAGUCUCGGUUCCGCCUGCUUGUUGAACAAAGCACUCGGUGAUCAACUUCUGUUGACCUUCAUCGGUACUGUCCGGCGGGAAGCGGGGGAGGGUGCGCUCCCGUCCGCAGUCAUUGAGAAGGUCUCUGAACAUGUCCUCAAACGCAUUCCAAACGAAGACAAGGCUUCAUGUUUGGCGUACGCCAGCAUUCUACUUCGCAACCUUCCGAAGCAGAUCAGCCGCAAGGUGCUGGAACAAGGCCGGCAGAAUCUUUGGCCUUCAAAUCCAGCACCUGGACGGUCUCAUGAUAUCGAUCCCUAUGUUCACCUAUAUGGAGCCAUUAUCUCCGUAGGGUCGGCCGCUUAUAGGGAUGUCGGCAAGGACAAUGUCGAGACCAGGAAAGGCUUUCUUUCUGCACUCAGCACCUCGGUUCAAUACUGCUCGACGUCUCAUCUUGCUGGGUAUCUGCGGAAGAUACAAGACGCAAUCCAAGUUUGGGUUGAAGACCCCGAGAAGAAAAUGCAGAGCAGGGAAGAGCCGUUGAAGAGCUUACAUCGUGAGGUCGUCAACUUGUGGCAGGAGGUCAGCAAAGCUAUCGAGCGAUUACCGCGCAAAGACAGCCAAAUGUUGCUCCAUUUACAAGCAGUGGUUACCGCAGGCUUCCUAAGCAGGCGCCGAAGUAUCGUCAAUGUCUCAAUUGCCACUUGGAAUGCCACUUUCGGAAAAGAGGAUAGCCUACGAUAUCCCCCUCGACUUGAGCAGGCCCUGCAUCAGUUGCGACACAGUGUCGAACUCUCACUGCCAUCAUUGGGAGUCCGGGCAGAGGAUACUGAAACCAAACUCUCGUUCUACGAUUCAGAUGCCAGUGCAGAUGAAGUCAAACGUGCCUUCAAGAGCCCAAGAGUAAAGGAUUCACCCUUCAAGAUCUCCAAAGCGUCGCGAAGGUCCAAGUCCCGGUCCCCAGCAGUCCCAACGUCAGCCACUAGAAGAAUGCCUUCGCGACAGACGCCGAAGAUCCGUCUCCGACACGACAACUCUCAGAUCAAGUUUGAAUCUAUUGUAUCGUCACCAUCAAAUCCGUUCAAUCAAGAGUCACAGGUAUUGACCGAUCGUCAAAAGGAGAUGAUCGAUCGUCAAAGGCUCAGCAGUGGUUUAUUCGCCAACUUGGGAGCGCCUUCACCACAGCCGGAGGAUGUACCGUCGCCAAUGGAAAUUCACUCAGAUGCAUUGACAGUCGAUGAUCUGCCAGAUCACGCCUCCCGAACAACUCCACUCAAGGCUCUUGCAGCAAUGGGUCCUAUGGACGGCUACCUUGGCUCGUCGCCAACUCCGCAUGCCCGCAAGAGUACUCGCAACAUUGUGAGCGACGAUACUGACCUCGCCACACCAACGGCUGUUCGAAGCAUACAAUUUGCUACAAAUGAUGAUCUGGAUUCUUCGCCGCCCCGACCUGAUGUUCUUGUAGGAUCCAGCUUUGACUAUGGUCAGCCAGAAAGCUCACUCUCGGUUUCCUUUGAUGAAGGGACCACAAUCGAUGAGGAGGCACUACUCGAGGCGGUUGCGCCGCAUGACAACCCGCAAAUGGACUCCGAACUCGUCUCAGACACCGUCAUGUCAGAACUGCCGAGCUCAACCAUAGAUCUGCAACUCACAGCACAAAUUGACGCCGAUAUGCAAAUUCACGAUGCUGCUACUGAAGGAACCGAGGAGGCUCAGUCAGGGUCAAAUGCUGAGUUUGUUGAUGCUUCUUCGCACCCGCGGUCAUCAAUAAUUGACCACGGCCAACCUGGUAGUGACACCGAAGUGGACGACGCUCAGACACCAACCCGUGGGCCCGCUCGUCGAGCUUCCCGCAAGAGUUCACAGGCCGACAUGAGCAGUGCAAGCCGAGUGGAUGACUCUUUUGAUAAGAGCUUCUCAAAAGUAACGCCGAAUGCCCUGCGCCGUUCUUCCCGCCAUUCCAUGGGAAGUCCUGCUCGGCUUCCAAGUGGAAAGAAGCCUAGGCGCACUCCUGCAAAGGCUGAUAGGAGAACUAAAGCCAAGAGACAGACACAAGAAGAACCCGCUCCUGAGCCAGAGCCAGCGCCAGCACAACCCGAGGAUAAAGAAAUGCGCGACAAUAUCGUCGUCGCAUCGUCGCCUAAGCCAACAGAAAAGAGUCAAGGCAAGAAGCGGAAAGCCAGCGCUAUCGAAGCCCCCGUCGCCAGUCCCGCAACCAAUCGUAAACUCAACCUACGUCGCUCCCAGUCUCUUCUCUCCCAGGUCGAGAACUCGCAAGAUCUGGUAGCAGACGAGACGCCAGCGCCGAACAAGCGAUCCAAGGGAACCGCAGACCAAGACGUCAGCGAAGCAAAGAAAACAACACCAGGAAGCCAAACCAAACGACUCAGCCACGUACAAGUCUCACCACGCCCACGCUCUUCCUCCAGUGGAAAACCAUCUCCCGCUCCCAAAGACACCGAACAAGAACAAGGAGAAGAGUCGGGGGUUGGCGAUAAGCCCACCAACACGCAAAACACAUCCGUCCUCGAAACCAACGCCGAAGUCGAACCCAGCCGACCCCAAAACCAAAACCAAGGCCGUACCCAGCACUCCACAACCGAUACACCAACGCGUUCCUUCGCUGAACGCGUCGUUCUUACGCCGAGAAGUAUCAUUAAUCAGCUCAAGACGAUUAAGAAUUAUUUCGACCUUGAGCGAUCUUGCUCAAACUAG